This is a messenger RNA of Salvelinus namaycush (lake trout), 3134 nucleotides long. It is a transcript of the gene klhl30, whose product is annotated as kelch-like family member 30. NCBI's taxonomy places the organism in Eukaryota, Metazoa, Chordata, Actinopteri, Salmoniformes, Salmonidae. Gene Ontology annotation, molecular function: protein binding. Bases 332 to 2119 code for a protein of 595 amino acids. The transcript is spliced from 8 exons. The record is from RefSeq and is a predicted model, not a curated record.
AAAGACCAGCAGCUGCUGCCUCAAUGGUACUCUAGCCUCCAUAGAGCUCUGGUCCAAAAUAGUGCACUACAUAGGGAAUAGGGUGCUAUUUAGCCGAAGUAGUCUGGCCCAAUGACUUGGCUCUAACAGUUGUCCUCCAUACUGCCAACUACAUGUUGUUCUAACUGGCCGUCCUCUGAACCACACACUUCCAGUUACCGGAAAUAUGAGCAAUUAUUCCCUUUAGUUACCCUCUCUGGUAACAUUGACAGCAGCUGUUGGGCAGAGGGCUCUGAACAGAUUAAGAGGUUAGAGAUCAGAAGGGUAAAGGUGAAGAAGGGUCGUGGUCACCAUGGUGCGUAAUGUGGACGAUCUGGACUUUUGCCUUGCCUCCCACCCCCAGAGCAUCCUGGAGGGGCUGCGCUCCCUCUGCUGCAUCCCCAAACUAGUGGACGUGACUCUGGCCGCGGGCGGCCGCGACUUCCCUUGCCACCGGGCCGUCCUGGCGCUCUGCAGCGUCUACUUCCACUCCAUGUUCUCCGGGGACUUCGUGGAGAGCAUAGCUGCCCGGGUGGAGCUGCACGGCGUGGAUCCUGACGUAAUGGCUUCCAUUCUAGACUUCUGCUACACAGGGAAACUCACCAUCAACCAGGGAAACGUGGAGGGCCUGAUACGCACGUCCAGUCAGCUACAGUUCCAGGCGGUCCGGACUGUGUGCAGCCGUUAUCUCCAGCACCAGAUCGAUGCCACCAACUGCCUGGGGAUCCUGGAGUUCGGGGAGGUACACGGCUGUCCCGAGGUGGUAGCCAAGGCCUGGGGAUUCCUUCUGGAGAACUUUGAUGCCGUACAGCGCUGGGAGGAGUUUCCUCUGCUGGAGAAGGAGAGGUUAGUGGCGUGUCUGUCCAACGAGAGGCUACAGACCAGGACAGAGUGUACCCGUGUGGAGGCAGCCCUGGCCUGGGUGAGACACCGCCAGGAGUCCCGACUCCCCCACCUCCCAGAGCUUCUGGGACUGACCCGCCUGGCCCUCCUGUCCCCUGACUACCUCACUAACACCCUAAUGAAGGACAGCCUGGUCCUAGCCUCUCUCAGCUGUGUGGAGGUGGUGGAGAGGGUAUGCAGAGAGAAAAUGGACGUGAAGCCAGGAGAUGUGGUACAGAGUGGCAGCCCGAGUCCCCAACCCAACCUGGAGGAGGUGUUAUUCGUGAUGGGAGGACGCUCGUUGGACGACUCAGAUGACGAAGACGACGAUGAUGAAGACAGAGACCCCAGGCUGCUGCCCGGGAACUGUGGCUUCUACAACCCUAAGACACAACAGUGGUAUGAGCUGCCAGUCUUCCCCAACCACAACAAGUACGGAUACUCUGUGGUCUCUCUGAAUAAUGACGUUUAUGUCACAGGGGGCUCGAGGGGUUCCCAAUCCAACACCUGGUCAACCACAGAGACCUGGAAGUACAUAACCAGAGAGGGACGGUGGGUGACGGUGGCUCCCAUGCUCCGGCCCCGGACUAACCACACCUCAGCAGCCCUCAGUGGAGAGAUAUACGUCAUCGGAGGCACUACAAUGGACUUUGUAGACAUUGAGCACUAUGACCCAUACAAUGACACCUGGGCCCGAACAUGCCCUGCAGUGAAAUACGUGACAAACUUCACAGCGACUGCCUGUCAUGGUAAACUAUACGUGAUCGGCUCCUGUGCUGUUAAGUACAACGCCUUGACUCUGCAGUGCUACAAUCCUGUUAUAGACGGGUGGAGUGUCAUCUGCUCUCCCUUCAUCCCCAAGUACCUGUCCUCUCCUCGCUGUGUCUCAGUGGAGGGGCUCAUCUACCUGAUCGCUGACAACACCAAGAAGGUUUACUGCUACGACCCACUGGCUAACAUGUGGCAGAAGGUCCAGCUGCUGCACAUGCUCCAUGAGAACGGAGAUCUUGUGGCGUUGGACAGUCAGCUCUUUGCAACGGGGGGUCACUGGAAGGGCAUGGAGGGGGACUACGGGGUGGAGGUGGAGGUGUAUAACAGAGCUUCUAACAACUGGAAGGUGGAGUGUUUCCUACCAAGGCUCUGGAUCUACAGCGGGGCCUGUUCUGUCUUCCUGGACCCCUCCCAGUGGUCCGACCCAUUCCCCCUCGAUGAAACCUAAAUGGAACAGUCGGGUCCAUGGCAUGCAGCACUUGAAGUGGAAAGAGGAAGGUGCCAAUACUCAUUUUAGGUGCCGGAAGGCUGCUCAUUUUAGGUACAGAUUUUAACUUAAAAGUACUGGUGUAGUCGACCAUAUUUUAGGGGUGAAUAUUCUAGAUGUGCAGUCAGCACUUAAAGGCUCAGUGCAGUCAAAAAACAUGAUGUGCCUGUGUUUUAUUUAUAUUUCCACACUCUGAGGAUGGAAUAAUACUGUGAAAUUGUGAAAAUUAUGACUGUGCCCUUUUAGUGUAAGAGCCUGUUUGGAUGGGAUGGAGUUUUGGCCUGCCUGGUGACAUCAACAGACCGUAAAUUAGUUAAUAGACCAAUAAGAAAGAAAGUUACAAAGCUCUCUGCCAAUUACAGCUAGUUUUCAGUUUUCCACUCCCCACUCGGAACACUCCCAGACAGUCCUAGCAAAAUAAUUGAUUGAGAAAUUGCUCUUUGCUAAUUCAAAUAAACCAGAGUACUUAAUUGUUACCCAGAAAUGAUUUAAUAUGGAGACCUUUAAGCAGUAGAUGCAGGUCUAAUUCAAGCACUGAGCUCAAAGCACUGAGCCCACGGCACUGAGCCUAUGGCCAUGACAGACUGAUCUCAGGGUUAUAGUUCACAGACUAUUGUCAGACUUUUAUGUCCGACCGUCUUGGCUGUCAGUAGCCUAGACUACUGUAUGCAUGUGGAAUGUUGUUCAUCUCUAGAUUAUGGAGGAUGUCUUUGUGCAUUACAAUAGCAGGUUACUUGAUCCUCUAUGCUGCCUUGCCCAAUUCUUCUUCUCUUGUUUUUUUUGUAACAUUAUACUCACGUGACGAUGUGUUUAUUUAUAUGGUUACUUCCUGACUUCCUGAAACAUCUGGUGGCAUCUGCAUGAUUGAGUUUGUUUGUUUGUUUGUUUGUUUGUUGACUUAUUCAAACUUUGUAGAAAAUGUACUGUGAAUCAUAAAAUUUAAACUUUGUAGAAAAUGUGAUGUUUAAUCAAAACA